CGCCUGCCUGCCUCCCCUCCGCUUCUGGGGGGCUCCAUCUUCUCCGAGGGGCGCCCAGGAAAGGCGGCCAGUGCGAGGUGCAAGACUUUGCAUUGGAGGGGGGGGGAGGCGUUGGAGCCCCCGCCCCGCCCGACCCCGCCAAGUGGAAGGAGCUUGCCAUGGGGCGCUUUCUUGAUGCAGAGGGGGUGGUGAUGGAGGAGGAGGAGAGACGUGACUCCGGAGGGCCGUGGCGGCGGCUGGACCCGCGGAAGGACCCCCUCCCCGCGACCCCCAGGUAGGUGCCUCGCCCCGCGGGGGCUCCUGGGGCCACCCGGGGCUGAGCUUCGGCAGGAGCUGGGGGUGGGCUAGGAUGGCUGGACUGCCGGCCCCUCCGCCGCUCCGCCCCUCCCCAUUCCUCUGAUCCCGCCGGGAUCCUUUGCUUGCGAGUUUGAGCAGGUGAGGUGCGGGGAGUGCCGAGGGAGGGGGCGUUGAGCUCCGGGGGUGGGGUAGGAUGGCGGGCACGCUCUCACCCCGGGAGAUCCGGAAACGCAAGCGCCGUCGAGCAGAGACUGCCGCCUGGCAGCGCCCGCUUCCCUCACGGGGAAGAGUCGCAGUUCCGUGGCUUUGCACGCGGAAGGUUCUUCCAGGUUCAACCCGCGACGAUAUCUUCGAGGUGGGCUGGGAGAAACUCCGACGAGAAAGCCUGGAGAGCUGCCAGUCAGUGUAGGCACUACUGAAUCGGAUAGACUAAAGGUCUGAGUCUGUAGAAGGCAGUUUCCGGGGCUGGUGCGCCCGCCGCUCCGGCUGUCCGACCUCAGCCCGGCGGGCUUUGCAGGUAGCCCGGCGCGGUCUCCCCUCCGACGCCGCAUCCUCUCCAACGGCAGCGGGGCCCUCGAAGUCCGCCCCAGCCCCUCACCCCAGCUCCCCCGCUCCGCUGACUCCUUCGGUGGUCUCCGCCUUUGGAGCCGGGGGAGGGCGCUUCUCUCCCUAUGGGGUGAGUGUGGGUCGCGCCCCUCAGAAAUGGCCCCUGGGCGCUCUCCAGCACGCACGCUGCAUGGAGCCCAACCUGCGCCUUGCGAUGUCUCCAGGGGGCUGCGACCCUCUCCUGGCGGGCCUCGGGGAAGCUGGAGCAAGAAGGACAAGGCGCUGGCCUCCUUGAGUGGCGCCCCCCCCCCCGCUCCGCCGCCGCCCCCGAGAGUGCCUGAGCCCGGCAGCCUUCCCUCGGCCGGUUUCAGCACCACCGGCGCCGGCGCUCGGGCCUGGCCGGAUGAAGGCGCUGAGCCCCCUUCUUGGCUCCUGUUGGGCAGCGAUGCCCCGAGGCCAGCCGUGGGUGCCAGCCUUUCUGCAGGGGCCUCUGCCUUGGUCACACAGAGAGCCCAUUCCCCAGUGGGCUGGAGGGCCAACAGGGCUAAUGGAAGCCCAUUAAGCUUCCAUGCAGGAGGACAGACCUCAUAGCAGUGCUAUUAAACUUUGCGCCACAACUGGCCGGCUGGGUGGGUGGCCAACGUGGGCAUUGAGGUGCCCACUGCAAGGAAUGUCACCUUCGGGGUCAUCUCGGGAUGCGGUACACUGGUGCCCGUCUGCGGCUGGCAUGGUGCAUGAUGACUGCCAAGAAGAGCGAGGCUGGUUCCGGCUUGGGUUUGGUGCGACGCUGGGUCAUGAGGCUCUGCAAUAUGAUGGCGCCAGAGAGGGCACUCCUCCUCCUCCUCCUCCUCCUCUCUGUUUGGGUUCUGAAAGGCUGCCUUUGCCAGGUUUUGUGAACAAGGGAGGAUGGGCUGCGCCAAGGAUGGAGGAACUGACUGGAGAAAUGCGGGGGGCUGGCACCUUGAGGUGUCUUGUGGCCCACACAGUGAGGGCCACACUGAAAAUGUCACAGCCCCAUGGCAUACCAAAGGCUGAUUCACCUAGGGCUGUUCCUGGCAAGCAGUGAUUUGCUUAGCUGGGAGCAGCAGAGCGGCCCCAGGAAUAGAGAAGGGUCUGCAGAACAACAAGUGAGCAGCAGAAGGUAGCCUCAAGGAGCCCUGCUAAGAAACACUUCUUUAAAACAAAGCACCCUUAUGGAAGGGGGAACUUCUUAGCCGCAGCAGUCUGGAAAGGAGGCUGGGAGUGUCUGUGGGCUUCACAGUUCCUUUGGCUCACUCUGGAGCUCCAGAACUUGCCUUAGGAGCAUGGAAUGACCACAGCUGUCAAAUCACCAGCAAGCCAUUGCCAGCGUCUGAGACCCGGCUCAUCUGCAGCUGCAGGCUGCAAAGGUUUGCUGGUGUCUUCUCGGGAAAUCUUGCAGAUUCAUCCAGUCAUGGAGAGACCAAACAGGUUGCAAGUUAUGGGCUUGUCUUUCACAGUCAAGGCAGGCGGCUUGCUUCCUAGCCGUGCCUCCCCAUCGCUGCGCACUUAGUCCAGCACCCAAACCUUUUGCUCCUUGCUGUAGAUUUAAACACUAGUAGGCAGGUUUGGAAGGGAAUGUGGGUGGCGCUGUGGUCUAAACCACUGAGCCUCUUGGGCUUGCCAAUCAGAAGGUCAGCGGUUUGAAUCCCCGCGAUGGGGUGAGCUCCCGUUGCUCAGUCCCUGCUCCUGCCAACCUAGCAGUUGGAAAGCACGUCAAGUGCAAGUAGAUAAACAGGUACCGCUCCAGUGGGACGGUAAAUGCCGUUUCCAUGCGCUGCUCUGGUUCGCCAGAAGCGGUUUAGUCAUGCUAGCCACAUGACCCAGAAGCUGUCUGCAGACAAAUGCCGGCUCCCUUGGCCUAUAGAGCGAGAUGAGAGCUGCAACCUCAGUCUGGACUUAACCCCAGACAGGUCUUAACGGUCAGGGGUCCCUUUACCUUUACCUUUAGGCAGGCCUGGAGGUGCAAAUAUGGCUUUGUUGCAAAAAAAUAAAAAUAAAAAUGGGUUCAUUGCCCUUGGAGCUGUGGAUUUCCAGAAUGGAGAUACGAAGAGAUUUAAAUGCCAGUACUGGGCAGGCUUUUUGUUUUUGUCUGUCUCUCCUUUGGUGGUCCCAUCUGUGGCUUCGUGUGUUUCCUGAUUGUCUGUGUGACGCUAACCCUAGCGAUACAUCAUGGCCAUUGCCAGUCUCUGCAAGGCUCGCCCGCCUGUGCCAGGCAGUGAACCUUACGCAGCCUGCCGCUGGGGUUGCUGUUGUGACACGCAGCGCUUCUUCGGUUCAGUGGAUGUGUAGUGAGCUGAGCAGCCACCAGGGCAGGGCUGAGGGGUGGGCUCUUGCCCCACUCCCAUCAUUUGUCUGGCCACUGAUUCGUGCUCCAACAGGGCCUCACAGCUUCCUUGGAGCUUGAAGGCCCCUGCAGAUUCCCAGCCUGACGGAAGGUCACUCAACUCAACGCUUCUUAAAUCGCAAUUCGUCAUCAUGGUUUCAUCAGCCUUGUUUCCCAUUUCUGUGAGUAUCCCACGGGCAUCUGUCAAAGUCCCAUCCCCAACCUGGCGCCCUCCAGCCCCAGCAAAUAAGGUCAUGCCUUCUGGCGAAUUUUAGUCCAGAACAUCUGGAGAGCACAAGGUUAGUGAAGCCUGUGAUACAGAGUCCAAAACAUUAUGAGGAGAUCAUUCAAGAGAUCCCUGGUGUGAUGCUGCUGUUUGCUUGCAAGUAGACAGUUUGUUCAGCAAGCAGAGACAGCUAAGAACCAUUGCUUGGCUGCAGAAGAGCCUCAGUUCUCCCACUUCAGUCAAAAACAGCAACCAGAAAAUAAUAUUGCAUUUGAAUUCCCCCUUCUCUCCACCUCACUCCCAGCCAGCUCCACGACUUGUUUUUCAUCUGAUGACUGUACUGUGACCCCCAAGUGUUUUGCCAUGAGCAUGUGGGGUGUGCCCUAGCUCAGAUGCCACUAGUGGCUAUUGAAGAAAUUAUUAUUAUUAUUAUUAUUAUCAUUUGUUAAAUUUAUAUACUGCCUUUCAUCAAAAGUCCACAGGGAAGUUAACAAUGAUGAACACAAAUGUCAGUACAGUGGUACCUCGGGUUACAGACUCUUCAGGUUACAGACGCUUCAGGUUACAGACGCUUCAGGUUACAGACUCCGCUAACCCAGAAAUAGUACCUUUUGUUAACAACUUUGCUUCAGGAUGAGAACAGAAAUCGCAUGGCGGCAGCAGGAGGCCCCAUUAGCUAAAGUGGUGCUUCAGGUUAAGAACAGUUUCAGGUUAAGAACAGACCUCCGGAACGAAUUAAGUACUUAACCUGAGGUACCACUGUAAAUUAAAUAAAUUUAUUAUUUCAGUCACAGACCAGUUCCAUCUCACAUACAAUAUCAGGGAAGUCAUAAAACAUGAUAGGGAUACAUUUGAGUUUGCACUUGGGUAUAACAGGGACAAUACAGAUAUAACAGCAGUUAAAAUUAUUAAGUUAAAUCUUAAUCACCAAAAUAUAUCCCAAAAUUGUCAUUUAAGGCCUUAGUCAUUAUGGUAGCACAGCUUGCAAAUGUCAGUAUAUGACACAAUAUCUUGGCAAUGUGAAAAUCAAACAGUCAUGCAACUAAAUAAUAAUAAUAAUAGUAUUAAUGUGUAAUACGAUACAGAGUCUUAUAACAACAGAAGCAUAAAAAUAAAGGGAGAAGAAAAUUAGCUACAGGGUAACCAGAAUACAAAAAACACUCACACAUGCAGAACUUUCUCUCUGUCCAAAAGCAGCCUUUUAAUCCAGCCCUCUAAGCCAUGGGUAGGCAAACUAAGCCCCGGGGGGCUGGAUCCGGCCCAGUCGCCUUCUAAAUCCGGUCCGCAGACGGUCCGGGAAUCAGCGUGUUCUUACAUCAGUAGAAUGUGUGCUUUUAUUUAAAAUGCAUCUCUGGGUUAUUUUGGGGGGAUAGGAAUUUGUUCAUUUCUUCAAAAUUUGUUCACUACUUCAAAAUAUAGUCUGGCCCCCACAAGGUCUGAGGGACAGUGGACCGGCCCUCUGCUGAAAAAGUUUGCUGACCCCUGAGCUUUGCUCUCCUCUCCUGGUCUCUCACACUGGAAUAUCUUCCCUGCCUCUACGGUAAUUCAGGGUCCUUUCCACUGCCACUUUCAUGUGGGUGCAGUCCAGGGGUGGUGGGGUGGGGUUGCCUUCAUGAGCCCCUUCAGAUAAUUAUCAGGACACCCCCUGGACAGGAGGGCUCAUUAGCAAGCAGACAUCAAAGAAAAGAGAGCCAUACCUUCAGCUGGUAAUCAUGAUCACAUUUCCCAUUACAUGGUGAAACGAUUCUACAGCAUUUCAUUGUAUUUAAAGUUCUAGGCAAUAUUUACUGCAUUUGUACCUGCAGGAGUGAAGGGCUAAAUUAACAGUUUCCCCAACUGCGUCUCAAUCAAGACAAGAAACAACUUCCCCAUUCCCACCCCCCUGAGCUGGAGGCACCGCCUGCAAACAAGGCCAGUGAUGGACUGAGUUUCUAGAUCCAUUUCCAUCUGGAUUCAGGCCUUUCCUCCGUACUGAGACUGCCUUAGUCACCUUGAUGGAUGACCUAAGCCAAAAGGAAUUAGUCCCUGCCAAUUCUCCUGGAUCUCUCAGCCAUGGCAGCUUUCGGAUAACAUUGGCCACAGAAACUCUCUGGAGAGAUGGAGGGUUGGUGUAACCAAAUGGCAGGACAGAUGAAAGGAAGUACUUCUUAGUGCUACACCUAGUUAAAUUAAGGGACGUUGUGGUGAACACCAACAUGGAUGGCGCUGGAAGAAUUUUUGCUAGGUUUGGUGGGCGAAGGGAUUAAAAAGAUAGAUCAAAGAGACUUCUGGGGUGGCGCCAUCGGCAAUGGCGGAAUCCCUCUGAACAGGAGGGACUAGCUCCGCGGGAAAUGGGUCUUCUCCGCUACAGCGAAGUGGGGACCCUCUUAAAAAUCACAGGCGGAUGAAGCCUGUGACCAUGGGACUCGGCGGGCGCCUUUAGCGCCCUCCCAACUCGCUAAGGAACCCACUAACGGGCUCCGAAGUGAAGAGGGGGAAGUGGCGCGGUGCUGUGAGUCAACUGCUAUUUCCGUGGAGCGAAGCCGCAUAGCCGUUGCCGGAGAGCGCUGCCUUUUUCCUGGGACAAUUUGGACUCUAAAAUAAGCACCCGUGAGUACUCAGACUUUGAAUAACUGGACAUCAAAUAAGGACUUGCGAGCAGAAAGGAAUUGGAUUUUAAAAACCUAUUUUAAUUUGGUACGGAACGGGAAGGUCUAAACAGGAAGUCAGCCUUCCGUUCUUUUGUAGACAGAAUAAAGCAAAGACAAUGUAAACUAGAGCUUAGAAAAUCGCCUUUAAAGGAUUGGAUUUCAUCAUUUAAAAUUGUGGAACCCCCCUUCGACAGCAGGAGAAGGAGGGGGAUUUUUUUCGGACUGUUUAAAGUGAGUUUAAAGUAAAGUAACCUUCCUCCGUCCUGAUCCUGGAGCGGGGUGUCAGGACUGACGUUUGAAGUUCAUUGACCAGAGACAAGCGUUUUUGACAGAUAGCUAAAAGAAGAGAAACAUAGCGAUUCCACUGCUUCCCUUCGCAUCUUUAAGCAACAAAUAUUGACAAAGUAUCUCAAAAAGGGAAACUUUGUUGCAAGAACAACUAGAAGUUUUCCCCCUAGAGGGAGACUGUGAAACUGUAACCAACUCCAGGGAGCCGGCAGCUGUUACAGAUUACAAUCGUGGGAACAGGCAUCUGACCUUGCAGGACAAUGUAUUCAGAAGCUUUGUUGUGUGCUUUCUAUAAAACAAAUGCCGUACUGGAACAGUUACAUGAGAAGGUGAAUUGGAUGGCGACUUCGACUAGAAACUUUGAACAGGCAGUGGUAAAUUUUGAACAGACAGUGGGAAAAUAUGUGGAGCCCACUCAGGAAUUAAAUCAGGAGUGUGUCCUGACAGAACAGGCCCAACAGGAAUAUGAGUUUUCGGAUUUGACAAAUGAACCUGGAAAAAGCCAGAUUUGGAAAGAAAAGGUUUGGUUUGGCUUGGAAAUGGGGGGCUGGAUUGACCCCCCUAUGCUGGGAUGUUUGGACUUUUCAAAUCUGGCAAUGGGCCGUGAGAUGUUUGGGAUUGUGGGGGCUCUUAAUUUUAAUUUUGGGGGGUCUUUGAAACAUGCUUUUAAAUACCAUAUGGAAUUCAGUGUUGAAUAUGGAAAAGGGGCUGAUCUGUCGAGAAGGGUUAAAAAUAUUGUCAAGCUGGAGUUACCACGAGCAGGAGACAAGGGAAAAUACAGUUACAAAUAUGAAGAAGAGCUGCGGAAGGGACAUGGAAGAGACUUGAGGGCCUCGGAUAUAAGGCUGCCAGGUUAAUGGGCUAGAUCGACGGGAUAAUAAGGACUGACAAAACCCGGAACCAGGAGGAAAGGACGUUGGAUGAAGAUUGGAUCUGUUUGUAUCUCUUUUUUCUACCAUUAGAACUGUUUUAUAAAAUUGAUGAAUGUCAGAAAAAUGUUGGAAUGAAAUUACUUGGCUUUAGUAAAGAUGUUUAAAGAAUUAUGAAAGAAUAUUUUGGUUAUGAGAAAUGGGUAAGGAUAAGAUUUAAGUUUUAAGUUUUAAGGUUUAUUUUAUUAUAGUAAGAUAAGAUUAAAACAGUUUAGGGUAAUGUAAUGACAGAAUAUUAUGAAAUAUGGAAAGGAUUUGCUGGGAUAAUUAAUAACUAGGAUACAAAGAAAGGGAGGAGGAGGAGGUCAAAGAAAGAAGGUAAUGACAGUUGAGGAUUUGAGAAUAAUGAAUUUGUUAUUAAAUGUUUUUAAUUGUUUGUGAUGUAUUUUUGUAUUUUUUCUUUUGUCACUUUUUCUUAUUUUUGAAUUUGUAUUCAUAUGGUUGGAAGGGGUUUGUUUUUUCCCCCUUCUUUUUCUACUUUGUUAACUAUUUUUAUUUUGUACUUUCUACUGCUUUUAUUUUAUUUUGUAAUACUUUGAAAAUUUCAAUAAAUAUCUUAUAAAAAAAUAAAAAAUAAAAAGAUAGAUCAAAGAUUAUAUUUAUAUGCAACAACUGCAGCCAGAGUUGUGAUAGCUCUAAAGUGGAAGCAACAGGAGAUGCCGACGAUAAGAGAAUGGCAGAUAAAGUUGGUUGAGUAUGCUGAGAUGGCUAAAUUGACACACAGAAUUCGCAAUCAGAAGGAGACAAAGUACCAAAAAGAAUGGAGUGAAUUUAUGGUUUAUAUAAGUGAGAACUGUACAAAUAUGAAAACGUUGGCAGGAUUGAAAUACCUCUCAUGUCAUGGCAUAAUUUAUAAUUAAAGAAUCUGUAAACUAUAGAAUGGAAUAGGAAAACUGCUGGAAGGGAAGGACGGAAGCUAAUGGAUCUAUGAAACACAAAGUAGGAUACAUGUAACAAGAUGUGAUGUUUUGGUGGUGGUUGGUGGAGGUUGGUUGGUGAUUGUAAAUUCAAUAAAAAUCAUUUUUUUUAAAAAAAGGAACACCAACAUGGAUGGCUUUAAGAGAGGGCUAGACAAGUUCAUGGAGGACUAUCGAUGGCUGUGCUGCGCCAGAUGUUGGAACCCACAAGAGGGGAGAGGUCUCUUGUGCUCAGGUUCUGCUUGCAGGUUUUCUGUAAUGGGCACCUGGUUGGUCACUGAGAGAAGAACAGGAUGCUGGAAUAGAAUCAUAGAAUCAUAGAAUCAUAGAGUUGGAAGAGACCACAAGGGCCAUCGAGUCCAACCCCCUGCCAAGCAGGAAACACCAUCAGAGCACUCCUGACAUAUGGUUGUCAAGCCUCUGCUUAAAGACCUCCAAAGAAGGAGACUCCACCACACUCCUUGGCAGCAAAUUCCACUGUCAAACAGCUCUUACUGUCAGGAAGUUCUUCCUAAUGUUUAGGUGGAAUCUUCUUUCUUGUAGUUUGGAUCCAUUGCUCCGUGUCCGCUUCUCUGGAGCAGCAGAAAACAACCUUUCUCCCUCCUCUAUGUGACAUCCUUUUAUAUAUUUGAACAUGGCUAUCAUAUCACCCCUCAAUAGGUGGGCCAUUGGCCGGAUCCAGCAGGAUCUUAUUGUAUUCUUAUGACAUCUCAUUCCAAGAAGUGAAGUUACAGGAAACCAGACACGAGGGCCUUCUUGGUAGUGGUGCCUGCCCUGUGGAACGCCCUCCCAUCAGAUGUCAAGGAAAUAAGCAGCUAUCUUCUCUUUAAAAGACAUCUGAAGGCAGCCCUGCUUAGGGAAGUUUUUAAUAUUUAAUGCUGUAUUGUUAAUAAUAAUAAUAAUAAUAAUAAUAAUAAUAAUAAUAAUAAUUUUUUUAUUUAUAUCCCACCCUCCCCAGCUGAAGCCGGGCUCAGAGUGGCUAACAACAAUAAAAGUAACACAAUAUUCUAAAAUCAAUUCAUUUUAAAAUCAGUUCAAAAUCAAAUUAAUGGCAACCAUUGGGCUAGAGUUCUGUGAGGAUUACCAAAGGAGGGGGUCAGACUGUGCCUUGGCCAAAGGCCUGGUGGAACAGCUCCGCCUUGCAGGCCCUGCGGAAAGAUGUCAAGUCCCACAGGGCCCUAGUCUCUUGUGACAGAGCGUUCCACCAGAUUGGGGCCACGGCCAAAAAAGCCCUGGCUCUGGUUGAGACCAGCCUAAGCUCCCUGUGGCCCGGGAUCUCCAAGAUUCGAAGACCAUAAGGUCCUCCAUUGGACAUACCAGGAGAGGCAGUCCCAUAGGCGACACUUGUUUGGGAGCCGCCCAGUAUCUCAGCAUUUUCCAAAACCAUUGACUGUGGCAUUAUUCUGGAAAGGUUAUUCGCAGGUAGAAAUUGGAGGCAAGGUGUUGUGGUGGUCCUGUUCCUCUUUGGACAGCCGACUCCCAAAGGUGGUUCUGAGCCAAACAAAAGUUUGAAUCCUUGGCACUUAUGCCUCCAGUGAUUCCUCAAACCUCCAAUAUUAGGGGCCUUGAAGCUCAAGCUUCCUUGGUUUCAUAGCAGAUCCAUCCCUAGGUAGACCCUCUCCUCCUCCAUGGAUUUCUCUAAUCUUCUUUUAAAGGUAUCCAAGUUGAUGGCCAUCACUUCCUCUUGAGGGAUAUAGAGGUCCAUCGCUUGGCUAUGUGCUGCGUGGAAAAGGACUUAUGUGUGUUAAAACCACAAACUUUCUUGCGUCAUCUUAAUGAAAUUGUUGUGGACUAAAGCUCCUUUAGGGAUGCGGAUGGUGCUGUGGGUUAAACCACAGAGCCUAGGACUUGCUGAUCAGAAGGUUGGCGGUUCGAAUCCCCGCAAUCCUCCUGCCAACCUAACAGUUCGAAAGCACGUUAAGUGCAAGUAGAUAAAUAGGUACUACUACGGAGGGAAGGUAAACUGUGUUUCCAUGCGCUGCUCUGGUUCGCCAGAAGCGGCUUAGUCAUGCUGGCCACAUGACACGGAAGCUGUACGCUGGCUCCCUCGGCCAGUAAAGCGAGAUGAGCUCCGCAACCCCAGAGUCGGCCACGACUGGACCUAAUGGUCAGGGGUCCCUUUACCUUUUAAAGCUCAUUUAAUCAGAUCAACAGAAUGUCAGAACAAAACUGGAGCUCCGCAGGUGAGCCAGGUCAGUGGCCGACCUAGUCCAGCAUCCUGUUCUCACAGUGGCUGACCGGAUGUCUCCAAAGGGAAACCAGCAGGCAGGAUCCGACCACAAGAGCAACUCUCCCCUCCUGCGGGUUCCAUCAGCUGGGAUCCAGGAGCCAUGAAGUGCUUUCCUCAGCUGACAGCAAUAUCUAUAUCUAUAUUAGGGUGUGCGGGGAGAGAAAUGUAAAUAGUGGAGUCAAAUGGCCAUGAAAUUCAAAAAGUACAGACUGUGAAAAUUCAAUUAAAGCUCAAAUAUAUGCACGAUAAGCACAGCGACUAGCAAUGGGGGAACCGAUUUUGUCAUAAUUUCCAAUUUGCUUGCCGAGCUGCAAAUGCAACAUUAUCAAUUGAGUCGAAAAGUUCUGAUCUUGCAAGAUCUUAAAGUUUCUCUGAAUUUAAAAUUGCAGUAAUAUGAGAUGGUCCAAGGAGUUUCCAGCACCAUUUUCUUCUUUAUUUGCUUCCUUAAAGGCAAAAGCUUAACAUAAUGUUACACACAAUCCCAAUCUCCAAGCGCUGUGAGAUUCCAGGGGCUGCAGGCACUUACCCGGGGUUCGUGUUUCCUUUGCAAAUGAAGCACAGCAGAGAUUUGGGCGUCUUUAUGAUAUACGGCUUAUUCACACAUAUAUACACAACCUGAGUCUACGAUGGAGGGGCAUUGACACCCUGGGAGGUUCUUGCUUCUCCUAGUGCCACAGCAGCCUUGCAUUCAAAAAGAAACCAGCCGUGGCCUGGCCUCUCUGUAGCUGGCCGCAUUUUACAGACUGCAACUAUUUUUCUCCCGCCCACAUCAUCCUCAGCUGCAAUCCUAAACUCUCCAAUCUGCUUUGUCUCUGCUCACUAUCUCAGAGCUCAGGGAGGGGCUCCACCCAUUUUCCAGCCGGCACAGAAUCUUUACCAGGCAGAGGGCCUUCUCGGUAGUGGCGCCUGCCCUGUGGAACGCCCUCCCAGCAAAUGUCAAGGCAAUAAACAACUAUUUUACUUUUAAAAGACAACUGAAGGCAGCCCUCUUUAGGGAAGUUUUUAAUGUCUAAUGCUGUAUUGUUUUUAAUAUUCAGUUGGAAGCCGCCCAGAGUGGCUGGGGAAACCCAGCCAGAUGGGCGGGGUAUAAAUAAUAAAUUAUUAUUAUUAUUAUUAUUAUUAUUAUUAUUAUUAUUAACUUUGCUGAUGAUUUCCCUGCCUGUCCUCUGUUAAUGGCCCAUUUUGUGGGAAUGUUCAGGGUGGCAGGAGAGGAUAUAUUGUUUAUUAAUAGCUUUCCAAACAAGGGACGCGGGUGGCACUGUGGGUUAAACCACAGAGCCUAGGACUUGCCGAUCAGAAGGUCGGCGGUUCAAAUCCACGCGACGGGGUGAGCUCCCGUUGCUCGGUCCCUGCUCCUGCCAACCUAGCAAUUCGAAAGCACGUCAAAGUGCAAGUAGAUAAAUAGGUACCGCUCCGGCGGGAAGGUGAACGGCGUUUCCGUGCGCUGCUCUGGUUCGCCAGAAGCGGCUCAGUCAUGCUGGCCACAUGACCCGGAAGCUGUAUGCCAGCUCCCUCAGCCAGUAAAGCGAGAUGAGUGCCGCAACCCCAAAGUCGGCCACGACUGGACCUGACGGUCAGGGGUCUCUUUACCUUUAAGAUAGUCUCUAUGGGAGUAUAUUGUAUUUAAUUACAGUGGUACCUCAGGUUACAUAUGCUUCAGGUUACAUACGCUUCAGGUUACAGACUCCGCUAACCCAGAAAUAGUGCUUCAGGUUAAGAACUUUGCUUCAGUAUGAGAAUAGAAAUUGUGCUCCGGCGGCGCAGCAGCAGCGGGAGGCCCCAUUAGCUAAAGUGGUGCUUCAGGUUAAGAACAGUUUCAGGUUAAGAACGGACCUCCAGAACGAAUUAAGUACUUAACCUGAGGUACCACUGUAUGGGGUAUCAGAGUCUUUAGGGGGUUAAUUAGGCUGGGAUAGCUGGGAUAGCAGGCUCGUUGGUUUUUGAAUGUCUGAUGUAGUUUUUUGCAAUUUCGUUCUGUAUGGAACAAUGACAAUAAAGAUUCGUAUCGUAUCGUAUCGUAUUGCUGUCCGAAAGUUCUUCCUGAUGUUUAGGCACAAUCUCCUUUCUCGCAAUUUUUUUUUUUUUAAUAAUAUUUAUUAAAGUUUCAAAAGAAGAAAAAUCACAUUAAUAAAAAGAUUAACAAUAAAAAGGAAAAAUACAAAGUAGAAAAAAGAAAAAGAAAAAAAAACCAGUUAAAAACAAUUCCAUCUUUUCAUCACUUCUUUUACGUUUACUUGUUUCCCAGACCUCCUCAUACCUCCCUCUUUUGUAUUCCAAUUCAAUUUGUUAAUCCAGCAAUUCCUUUCCCUCCUUUGUAAUCCUAAUCUUUAAUCUUGAUAUAUUAUAACAUUAAAUUUUUACAUAUUAAAAACCAAUUUUUCCAUAUUCUUUUGUACCUGUACAGCUAGAAACCACUUAACUUCAAUCUGACAUCAUUCUAACAUUCAUUAAUUUUGCAAUAUUUCUGUAAAUAGUCUUUAAAUUUCUUCCAAUCUUCUUCCGCUGACUCUUCUCCCUGGUCACGGAUUCUGCCAGUCAUUUCCGCCAAUUCCAUAUAGUCCAUCAAUUUGAAUCCUUUCUCGCAAUUUGAAUCCAUUGGUUCAGGUCUUUUGCUCUGUCCCAAACCUCUUGCUGGCAGCGUCAUUGCGUGAAACCAAUUUCUCUUGUGUUGUGCAUGAAAGGUAGAGUCUUUUCUGUCGACUCUCUGAGCCCCAUUAACAAUGUUGUGCUCCCCUGUGCCUUUGACCGUGGGUCAUUGCUGCCACAGGAGGAAAUGGGAUUCAUGGUUGAGAGUCACACAGAACCCUAGAACUGGAGAGUUGGAGAGGAUCCCAAGGAAUCCCUUGCAAUGCAGGAAUCCCUUGGCGUGGUACGCUUCAGCCUGGCUCUGGUGCAGACAAGCCCCUGAUAAACAUUUAAAUCUUUCUCUCUGCAAAAUGAAAGAGAGAGAGAGAGAGAACUUCACUUUGGGUGUUUCUGUUUGUUUAAUGAAGUAGGAAUUGAACUUUGAUUACUUUGUUGCUAACACCACUCAUUACUGCUUUGCUAAGUGGGAGGAUCAAUAGCAAAACAGGGAGUUUUUUUAAUAAAAAAGAGAGAAAACAACAACAAAGUAAGAAAAUAUCAAACAACUGGAGCCCAAAGCAAUCAAUUCAUACAUUAAUUAGUGUGAAAAUGAUUAGGAAAUGUCUGAGCAAAAGACAAACUAAAUGCAUCCCACUGGAUUUCAUUUAUGAAAUUUAUGAAACUCACCAGUCAUAGCUAAUUUUUUUUUUAAUUUCAGUGGACAGUUGCAAAACUUGCAAACCGUGCUGCAUAUUAAGAUUGCUUCAAAUACUAAUUAAAGCCUUAAUUAAUAGUUUAGUGGAGCUCAAAACAAAACGCUGUUUGAUUUGGGAGAUGGAAUCCAGGCAUUGUAACAAACAUGGGGAAUGACAGGCUGAAAGUAUCACCACCGCCAUUAAUUUACGAAUCACCUUCUACACAAUUGUGGACUGUUUAAAAAGCAAAGAAAAAAACUGCUUAAAACCACACAAAAAACCCCCAGCAGAUGCGUUUAAUGCAACGCAGUAGGAAAAGCAAGGCUCCUCAAAAAGGCCCAUUUAUCCAGCUGGGGGAGCCUGCCUGAACAAAACAUCUUCAAUCAUUUCUGAAAAGUGCAGAUAGUAUCUUGACAGGAAUGCUAUUCCACAGAACAGGAGCUGCCACCCUAAAAGGCACAGAGGGCUUCUGGGAUUUUAGAAACUUGCAGGAGAAACUUUCCUGCAGAUCACAUGACUUAUAAGGUGGUGUCUCAAGUAACCUGAGCUUAUGUUGUUGUUGUUUAGUCGUUUAGUCGUGUCUGACUCUUCCUGACACCCUUGACCAGAGCACGCCAGGCACUCCUGUCUUCCACUGCCUCCUGCAGUUUGGUCAGACUCAUGUUUGUAGCUUCGAGAACACUGUCCAACCAUCUUGUCCUCUGUCGUCCCCUCCUCCUUGUGCCCUCCAUCUUCCCCAACAUCAGGGUCUUCCCAACCUGAGCUUAUAGAGACAUUUAAAAGAGGAUUAGACCAGGCAUAGGCAAACUCUGCCCUCCAGAUGUUUUGAGACUACAAUUCCCAUUAUCCCUCACCACUGGUCUUGUUAGCUAGGGGUGAUGGGAGUUGUAGUCCCAAAACAUCUGGAUGAACCCCAGGAAGGGGGACUUGCUGUUUGUUGGAUGUGAUCCAUGAGAGGCAGUCAAGUACAACUUUCCUUGUAAUGCUAGAGAAGACAUGAGAGGGAAUGUUGGUCCAGCCAGUCGAAACUUCCUGUUCCUCCUGGCUGGAGCAUCCUUCCUUUUGCAUGUGAUGGAAGGUGGGCGUGACCUUACCUGUCCAGGUAACAAAAGGACGAGUCACGCAGCACCCUUCCCUCUUUUUGACUCCCUUCUUCGUUGGACCAGCUUUUAGCUAGGACUGCUCUGCUACCUUCUCAGCUAGCAGAAGCACUGGGAUUAUUCCUCCACAUGGGGUAGAUUCACAUGUACAUAUUUGUAACUAAGUCUACCUUCAGGAAUCCAACUCUGAACUGGUGUGAGUAAACUUCUUUCAUCAUCUUUGAAUAAGAUUGUGGCGUCUUUAUUCUUUUAAGAGGGAUUCAAGGGAACUUACCAGGAACGUACAAUUCACAGAAUCAUAGAAUCAUAGAGUUGGAAGAGACCACAAGGGCCAUCGAGUCCAACCCCCUGCCAAGCAGGAAACACCAUCAGAGCACUCCUGACAUAUGGUUGUCAAGCCUCUGCUUAAAGACCUCCAAAGAAGGAGACUCCACCACACUCCUUGGCAGCAAAUUCCACUGUCGAACAGCUCUUACUGUCAGGAAGUUCUUCCUAAUGUUUAGGUGGAAUCUUCUUUCUUGUAGCUUGGAUCCAUUGCUCCGUGUCCGCUUCUCUGGAGCAGCAGAAAACAACCUUUCUCCCUCCUCUAUGUGACAUCCUUUUAUAUAUUUGAACAUGGCUAUCAUAUCACCCCUUAACCUGAGGUUAGACUGAAUUGUAUAAUAGUGAGAGGCUCACACGAGCCUGCAACCAGCUAUCUGCUGUGCAUGUAAAAAGGGGAAUAUAACUCUGCUAAGUAAAGGAACUUGCUAGCACAAGUUAGGAAGGAUAUUAAUAAACAAUACAUCCUCUCCUGCCACCCUGAACAUUCCCACACUGUUGUGCCCGGAUCCUGCUUGCAAGUUUGCCACUGGGACACCUGGCUGACCACUGUGAUGGUAGCAGCUUUGCAGCCCAUUCCAGCCCCUUAACCAGGUGCUGUCUGCUGCUGAUGGUUAUGCAAGAUGCCCUCUUCGGUCUCUCAUGAGACCUUUGGUGAGGGAGGGCAGGGGCACACGCCAAUCCAGUGGAAUUAAUAUCAUACCUCAACUGCUGGGUUGGGAGAGCUUGUGCAAGUUUGAAUCCCAGGGAAUAAUAGCAGAACCAGUUCGUAAAGGUUGCAAAGAGAUUUUUGUUUUAGUUUUGGCUUGCAGAAAUUGACACAGUUCUGAAAUGGAUCUUGCAUGCUUGCUUGCUUCUCACCUGCUCAACCUGCACAAGGGAAAACAAAAAAUAAUGGCAUACAGGCCAGGUGAAAACAUUCCUCUUCGAACAGGCCUUUGGCUUAUUAACACUCAACGGCCUUUUAAAUGUGUUUGGGGUCUGUUAUUGGUUUGUUUUUGUUAUAUGAUGAUGUGAACCACCCUGUGGUCUUUGGAUGAAAGGCUGCAUGCUAAUAAUAAUAAUAAUAAUAAUAAUAAUAAUAAUAAUCCCCUUCAUGGAUCACUGCCUUGCCGUGGCGAAGGGGCUUGAAUAACUCAGAGAAGCUAUGAGCUAUGCCGUGCAGGGCCACCCAAGAUGGACAGGUCAUAGUGGAGCGUUUUGACCAAACGUGAUCCACCUGGAGCAGGAACCGGCAAGCCACUCCAGUAUCCCUGCCAAGAAAACUCCAUGGACAAAGACAACAGGCAUAUAAAAGUUAUGACGCUGGAAGAUGAGCCCUCAGGUCGGAAGGUGUCCAACAUGCUACUGGGGAAGAGCGGAGGACAAGUACAAGUAGAUCCAGAGCUGAUGAAGCGGCUGGGCCAAAGCCGAAAGGACGCUCAGUUGCGGAUAUGCCUGGAAGCGAAAGGAAAGUCCAAUGCUGUAAAGAAAAAUAUUGCAUAGGAACCUGGAAUGUAAGAACCAUGAACCUGGGUAAAUUGGAUGUGGUCAAAAAUGAGAUGGCAAGAAUAAAUAUUGACAUCCUGGGCAUCAGUGAACUAAAAUGGACGGGAAUGGGCGAAUUCAGUUCGGAUGACUAUCAUAUCUACUACUGUGGGCAAGAAACCUGUAAAAGAAAUGGAGUGGCCCUCAUAGUCAACAAAAGAGUGGCGAAAGCUGUACUGGGAUGCAAUCUAAAAAAUGAUAGAAUGAUCUCGAUACGAAUCCAAGGCAGACCUUUUAACAUCACAGUAAUCCAAGUUUAUGCACCAACUACUGGUGCUGAAGAAACUGAAAUUGAGCAAUUCUAUGAAGACUUACAAGACCUUAUAGAAGUGACACCCAACAACAACAAAUAAUAACAACAACAACAACAACAACAAAUAAUAAUAAUAAUAAUGUAAGUAAGUAAAUUUUUAUUUAUACCCCGCCCUCCCCGGCCAAGACCGGGCUCAGGGUGGCUAACAUCAAAUAACAAAUACAUUAAAACACAGUCAAACAAUUGAUUAAAAUACAGCUUAAAAAUUGUUGUUGUUGUUUAGUCGUUUAGUUGUGUCUGCCUCCUCGUGACCCCCUGGACCAGAGCACGCCAGGCCCUCCCGUCUUCCACUGCCUCCCGCAGUUUGGUCAAACUCAUGCUGGUAGCUUCGAGAACACUGUCCAACCAUCUCGUCCUCCGUCGUCCCCUUCUCCUUCUGCCCUCCAUCUUUCCCAGCAUCAGGGUCUUUUCCAGGAGUCUUCUCUUCUCCUGAGGUGGCCAAAGUACUGGAGCCUCAGCUUCAGGAUCUGUCCUUCCAGUGAGCACUCAGGGCUGAUUUCCUUCAGAAUGGAGAGGUUUGAUCUUCUUGCAGUCCGUGGGACUCUCAAAGAGUCUCCUCCAGCACCAUAAUUCAAAAGCAUCCAUUCUUCGGUGAUCAGCCUUCUUUAUGGUCCAGCUCUCACUUCCAUACAUAACUACUGGGAAAACCAGAGCUUUAACUACACAGACCUUUGUUGGCAAGGUGAUGUCUCUGCUUUUUAAGAUGCUGUCUAGGUUUGUCAUUGCUUUUCUCCCAAGAAGCAGGCGUCUUUUAAUUUCGUGACUGCUGUCACCAUCUGCAGUGAUCGCUUAAAAAUUAGAAUCAGGAUAAAAUUAAAUGACUGCCCAUGAAUUACAACCAUAGGGGUCAGGAACCUCAAGUAUUCAUCAGGGCCAACUGUCCAUGUUGGUCCCACAUGAGCCGAUAAAAUGGCCAAAGAGGUAACUUACAGGGUCCCAUAGUGGGGGGUCAAAUUGGGCCUGGACUGAAGGCCAGGUGGAACAGCUCCAUCUUGCAGGCCCUGCAAAAGGAUGUCAAGUCCCAUAGGGCCCUGGUCUCCUGUGCUAGAGCGUUCCACCAGGCUGGGGGCACAACCGAAAAGGCCUUGGCCCUGGUUGAGGCCAGUUUAACCUCCUUGAGGCCCGGGACCUCCAAUAUAUUAUUAUUUGUGGACCGUAAGGUCCUCCGUGGGACAUACCAGGAGAGGUCCCAUGAGUACAGGAUAAUAAUAAUAAUUAAUAAUAAUAAUAAUGUCCACCAUACUUAAAAACUUCCAAGUAGGUUGUUCACAGUUUAGGGGACAACUCAAAAUCAGUUUUCUUACUAUUGACCAAGGAUCCUUGAAACCUACUCCCAUGUAGGGCAGCCCAGCAAGGAGAAUUAAGGAGGGAAAUGAGAUGAGUCAUAACCACAAUGGUUUCCCUACUUCUGGCGGCCCUUUGAAGUCUUCUUCCCUGAUGAAAUUCACAGACUAUCCCCUUCUGAAGGUAUGAGAUUACCUGUAAUGGUGCAAAACUGCUAAGACCAGCAGAUCCAAUUUUCUCCUGCUUUCAAGACUGGACUAGCGUAAGUGAAUUUGGCAUAUAUAUCCCUAGGCAUUUGCAGUCAUGAGGCAGACAGUGAAAACCAUGGGGCUGGUGGGGUUGUUCUUUUUUUUAAAGAAAAUCCACGCUUUGGAUCUGAGGUCCUUUUCAUUUCACUUUGGGCUCCUGAGAGAGAGAGCGUGUUUUUCAAAGCUUCCUCCAGAAGCCACGAAGGCUGGGAAAUUGCUUUUCAGAAAUGAAAGCGGGGAGCCACGAUUUCACGGAGCAUUGCAGUGUCAGGCUCCACAAAACUCCCAGCAUUGCAAGACUUGCGAUUAAGGCAUUAGAGUUGGCAAUUCUGCGGUAAUAGAUAGGGAAAGGGAUUCAAAGCACCUCUCGCUUCCUUCUGUAGUUAGGAGCAAACUGUGAAAAGUGGAAUUAAAAGCACUUUUCUUUCUUUCUUUUUUUGCCAACGGAGGAGCUGCUUACUCAGGUCCCACUCCAGGGAAAUGUAGACUGCAAUUCUGCCUUUCCUAGCAGAACACCAAAGCAAAGCAAGCUCACAACAGAGGGCUUUGGAGGGCAGCGCUUCCAUCAAAGCGCCGUGAGCUCAUAACCCCUUUCUGCCCAUUGAGGUCUCUCCAGCAUCUUCACUGCUCAGCCCCAAAUGUCCUUCGACUGCAAUGUAGCUGGAAGGGCAAUUCAAGCACAGCUGGCCAUGCUGGUGUUGGAAAAACACCCUGGGGGUGCCUGCAAGCCCCCAAAACUCUGAGCAUCCUCUGGUAUGUGUAGCUCUGGAAAAGGCAUUUCCUUCUUCUCCAGGCUGCUCCAGGGACAUAUACCAGCUGCUAUAUGCACACUAAUCUUCUGGCAAAACACAGCAAGAAAAGCGAGACAUCGUAGACCUAAUCAACUAUUUAUUUACACGCUAUGUACAGACAAAAGCAUAAUGGCAUCCCUUUCUCUCCAGCUCCGAAGAAGAAGAGUUUGUUUUUUUUGUUUUUUUUUUUGAAUAAUUUUUAUUAAAGUUUUAAACAAAGAAAAAAGAAAAAACAACACACACACACACACAAAAACAAUACAAAAUUUAACAAUAAAAACACACAACAUAACAAUUUAAAACAAACUCUCUUUUACAUUCCCAAUUUUGAAUUACUUAUUUUCUGGACUUCCUCAUACCUCCCUCUUUUGUAUUCCAAUCUACAUUAUUUGUCCAGCAGUUUCUUUUCCACUUUUUAAACCCAAUCUUUAAUUUAAUGAAAUAUUAAGCUAUAUAGCUUCAGCUUUUUAAACAUAAUCCUUGUUCUUAAUGUCAUAUACCUUUAAAUUUUUCCCUUUUAUUAUCAAAUUUCCAUUUCUUUAAACAUCUUUAAUCUUAAUCUUUAAUCUUAAUCUAUCCUUAGCUUUAACCUGUACAGCUGGAAACCACUUAUUUUCAAUCCAACAUCACUCUAACAUUCCUUAAUUUUGCAGUGUUUCUGAAGAUAGUCUUUGAAUUUCUUCCAAUCUUCCUCCAUCGACUCUUCUCCCUGGUCACGGAUUCUGCCAGUCAUUUCCGCCAAUUCCAUAUAGUCCAUAAGUUUCAUCUGCCAUUCCUCCAGCGUGGGAAGUUCUUGUGUCUUCCAAUACUUUGCGAUGAGUAUUCUUGCUGCUGUUGUUGCAUACAUAAAGAAAGUUCUAUCCUUUUUAACACCAUUUGGCCCACUAUGCCCAGGAGAAAGGCCUCUGGUUUCUUGGGGAAGGUAUACUUAAAUACCUUUUUAAUUCAUUAUAUAUCAUUUCCCAGAAAACCUUAAUCUUUGGGCACGUCCACCAAAGGUGAAAAAAUGUACCUUCAGUUUCUUUACAUUUCCAACAUUUGUUAUCGGGCAAGUGAUAGAUUUUCGCAAGCUUGACUGGGGUUAUGUACCACCUGUAUAUCAUUUUCAUAAUAUUCUCUCUUAAGGCAUUACAUGCCGUAAAUUUCAUACCUGUGGUCCAUAACUGUUCCCAGUCAGCAAACAUAAUGUUGUGUCCAACGUCCUGUGCCCAUUUAAUCAUAGCCGAUUUUACCGUUUCAUCUUGAGUAUUCCAUUUCAGCAGCAAGUUAUACAUUCUUGACAGAUUCUUAGUAUUGGGUUCUAACAAUUCUGUUUCUAAUUUUGAUUUUUCCACCUGGAAGCCAAUUUUCCUGUCUAAUUUAAAUGCCUCCAUUAUUUGGUAAUAAUGAAGCCAGUCUCGCACUUUGUUUUUUAAUUUUUCAAAACUCUGCAAUUUCAGUCUAUCUCCGUCUUGUUCCAAAAUUUCCCAAUAUUUCGGCCGCCGAAGAAGAAGAGUUUGGAUUUGAUAUCCCGCUUUGUCACUACCCGAAGGAGUCUCAUAGCGGCCAACAUUCUCCUUUCCCUUCCUCCCCCACAACAAACACUCUGUGAGGUGAGUGGGGCUGAGAGACUUCAAAGUAGUGUGACUGGCCCAAGGUCACCCAGCAGCUGCAUGUGGAGGAGCGGGGAAUCAAACCCGGUUCACCAGAUUACGAGGCUACAGCUCUUAACCACUACACCACACUGGCUCUCCAAGAGAACAAAACAAAACAACCAAGUAAAGGUGCCAGUACAUUACAGCGGAAGAAACAAGACCGUCUUCCAUUUCCCACGCUCUUCUCAGAUGGGCAUGUGAUUUACAACAAGCUCAUCUGCAGCGUCGGAGGAGUGAAAUUGCUAACAUCCUCCCCCAUUUCAGGUAUCCGAUGCUGCACACAACGUAACAGGCUGUUUUUGACUAUGUAGCUUCUAUUUCAAACACAAUUCAACAUAUAAUAUCUCACAAAGUGUAAUUCCAUAGACCAACACAUCAUGCAAACGGAACAUAUCAAGAAAAAUUAAAGUCCAAUGGAUGAUCAGGAGAUAAAGUCCAUUCGGUUCCUAAACUGGCAUAUUGGCAAUAACCACAAUAUGGGAUGCUUAUCUUAUGAUGUUCUACAUAUCGCUGCUUUGAGGAUUCUAACAUUCCUUGCAUGUAGAUAUCGGAUCAGAUGGAAAACUUGAAGGUAUGGCAUGACAAGGAUUCCGGGAUAAUACCUUGUUUUGCCUAACUGGGCUUCAUCAGUCGUGCAUGCUGUAAAUUAAACAAACAUGAUAUAACAAUCCUUGUACAAAACUAAGUAAUGUAACAUACAAAUUAAACAACAAGUUCACAUAUCAUAUUCUUGUAUGAUGGAAACAUGGAACAAAAUAAAUUCAGUUAAUCCAGUCACUGGCCAAAGUUCCUUUUUAUACAGAGAGGCAGUAAAAUGCCUGACCAUUUUGCACCUCUGGCUAGCUUCCUUCCAUGGGACUAGAGCCUUAGCUCUGUUUCUGUCUGAGGAAACAGUGUUGGCCCUUGCAGCCUCUGGGCGUGGUAUCGCGUCCUUUGAGGACAAACCCUGUACCUCUUGCAAGACCUCAGGUUCGGAAACCUGUUUUGAGUCACUAGCUGCAAGGGCCAACACUCGGAGGAGUGAAAUUGCUAACAGCUGUGUCUGCCAGGCAACGAGGCACCAGGAAGGCCAACAUGUGGUGCAGUGGUUAGAGUGCCAGUGUAGGACAUGAAGCUCACGGGCUGUGACCUUGGGCCAGUUCCUGCCUCUCAGACUGACCUACCUCACAGGGUUGUUGUGGGGAUUAAAGGGGGCCCAUUAACUAGUGAGUAGCCGUUGCUCAGUUGGUGUGGUGCUGCAAAACAUGGGGUUUUGCUGCAAAAUUGUUGCUACACUAGCACUGUUUUGGAGUGAAUCAGAUCACUUUGGGUUUUGGAAUGAUAGCUACAACUCCUGGUAGGAGCAGCAGCAGAGGCAGAGCAAGGUGGGGGCUUCUUCUUCUUCUUCUUCUUCUUCUUCUUCUUCUUCUUCUUCUUCUUCUUCUGCGACCCCUCGUAGCCGAGUAAGAUUGUCUUCCAUAAACACAGUUUUAACAAUGAGUCCGUAAGUGACUGUGGAGGCCAGUUCUGGAUCCACACGUGCGUCCACAGUGGGGACAUUGGUUUCUGGGCAGGAGUUGAUCACGGUGUGGAUUAACCAAGCAUGCCUUCCUCUUAGCAUGUUUCUCCCUUGCGUCCUGAGUUCGAGUGUCUUCAAAGCCCAUGACCCCUUUGGUCAAGGCUGUUCUCCAACUGGAGCGCUCGCAGGCCAGUGUUUCCUAGUUGUCAGUGUUUAUACUACAUUUUUUAAGAUUUGCCUUGAGACAGUCUUUAAACCUCUUUUGUUGCCCACCAGCAUUACGCUUUCCAUUUUUAAGUUCGGAAUAGAGUAUUUGCUUUGGAAGACGAUCAUCAGGCAUCCGCACAACAUGACCAGUCUAGCAAAGUUGAUGUUGAAGAAUCAUUACUUCAACACUGGUGAUCUUUGCUUCUUCCAGGACACUGACAUUACUUCGCCUGUCUUCCCAAGUGAUGUGUAGUGAUAAAAAUCAAAGGCCCCAUGUUCUUCCACCUCCCAGAGACUGGGGUGUUGAAAAAUACUUGAAUGUUCAAAAUACAAGCCAUCAGAGAACACCUUUUCCUCCUUGUCCUGCUUCUACCAGCAGGUGAGGACUAUUUUAUUUUGACAGGCCUUUGGGAACUGUUUUAAAAAAAAUAUGAAAGGGGUUUUAGCAGUGCUGUGCUGUUUUUACAAUCUGCAUUGUAAAAUGUAAUAGUUGUGUUAUUAUACAGUUUUAAUUCUGCUAGGGUUUAACUACUAUAAGCUAUUACCUUUUAUAUGUUUUUAGCUUUCUGCAUUUUAUCUGUGUUGUUUCAAUUUGCGUAAGCCUUGAAUCAUGGAACUGCUGAUUUGUAGAGUUGGAAGGGACCUCUAUGUUCCAUCUAGUCCACCCCCUGCAAUGCAGGAAUCCCAGCUCAAGCAUCCCUGGCAGGUGGCCCUCCAGCCUCUGCUUAGAACCUCCAAGGAAGGAGAGCCCACAGCCUCCCAAGUGAGUCUGUUCCACUGUUGAACAGCUCUCACUCGAAAAUGCGAGAUAUACGGGGAAAUAAAAAUAACAGUAAUACAUUUCUAGCCAGUGUGGCCUAGUGGUUACAGUGCCAGGCUUGGCCUGGGAGACCAGGGUUCAAAUCCCUAUUCAUGAAGCUCUCUCCCUCUCUCUCUCUCUCUCUCUCUCUCUCUCUCUCUGUGUGUGUGUGUGUGAAACAAUUUUAUUAAUUUCCCCAAAAUAACAAAGAUAAAUCAAUAGCAAUAUCAAAGCGAAACAACGCAAAAAAACUUGACUUCCCCCUGGUCCUUUCCUUGUUUCCAUUGUUUAUCAGCAUACUGCAUGUCCAUUGUAAAGUUAUAAACCAUUGAAAUACUUAUUGUCCAUUCAAAAUUAAAUUACAAGAGUUGCCCCCCCAAUGGCUGGCAUUGUGCAGCUAUGGACACCCCAAUAAUAAUAAUAAUAAUUUAUUAUUUAUACCCCGCCCACUUGGCUGGGUUUCCCCAGCCAUGCUGGAUGGCUUCCAACAAAGUAUUAAAAUACAGUGGUCUGUUAAAGAGGGCUGUCUUCAGAUGUCUUCUAAAAGUUUGGUAGUUAUUAUUUUAUUUUUUUUAAAAUAUUUUAUUAAGGAUUUUCUUGUUUUACAGAAGUGUAGUGCCUCGUAUUUUUUUUCCCAUGUAACAUUUUUACAAAUCCGUUUCAUUUGUUGAGGCAUUAGGGGGAGAAGAAAAAAAGCAAAAAACAAAGGGGGGUGGAGAGAGGGAAGAUGGAUGGGGGUGGGGUCGGGUGGCGGUGUUUCUAUUAUGUUUAAUGUAUGUAGAGUUUGGUGUCAGCGUUGCUUGUGUUGUUCACUUGUGUUCCUUUGGUGGUGAGAGAGGUUGGGGUUGGCCUAGGGUGUGAUUGUUUGCUUGUGAUUGGCUGUGGUGAUCUUUGUUUUCGUGUGUGAGUGAGGUGGGUGGGUGUUUUGGAUCAGGUUAGCCAGAUUGAUUUGUAUGCUGUUGGUGGAUUAUUGUCAUUGUCCUGUUGGGCUGUGUAUGUGAUAAAUGGGAGCCAUACCGGGGUGAAGGCGUCUUCUUCUGUUUGUCCCCGUGUCAGUUUCAGUUUAUUAGUUAAUUUUUCUAGUAGGGCUGUUUCCCAUACUAUUUGGUACCAUUGGUCCAUGCUUACUCCUGACAGGUCUCUCCAGUGUCUGGCUAUGGUGUUUCUGUUUGGUAGUUAUUUUUCUCUUUGACAUCUGGUGGGAGGGCCUUGCACAGGGUGGGCGCCACCACCGAGAAGGCCCUCUGCCUGGUUCCCUGUAACUUGGCUUCUCGCAAUGAGGGAGCUGCCAGAAGGCCCUCAGAGCUGGACCUCCGUGUCUGGGCUGAAUUAUGGUGGUGGAGACGCUCCUUCAGGUAUACUGGGUUGAGGCCGUUUAGGGCUUUCAAGGUCAGCACCAACAUUUUGAAUUGUGCUUGGAAACUUACUGGGAGCCAAUGCAGAUCUUUCAGGACCGGUGUUAUGUGGUCUCGGCGGCCACUCCCAGUCACCAGUCUAGCUGCCGCGUUCUGGAUUAGUUGUAGUUUCCAGGUCACCUUCAAAGGUAGCCCCAUAUAGAGCGCAUUGCAGUAGUCCAAGCAGGAGAUAACCAGAGCAUGCACCACUCUGGCAAGACAGUCUGCGGGCAGGUAGGGUCUCAUCCUGCAUACCAGAUGGAGCUGGGAGACAGCCAUCCUGGACAUAGAAUGGACCUGCGCCUCCAUGGACAGCUGUGAGUCCAAAAUGACUGCCAGGCUGCGCACCUGGUCCUUCAGGGGCACAGUUACCCCAUUCAGGACCAGGGAGUCCUCCACACUAUUCGUGGUAAUUUGGGGGUGCUGGGCGGAUAUUUGCACCCUGGCGCCACAUCUGCUAAAGACGGCCCUGGAUGCAAAUGCAAUAAAUUGGUAAAAAUAAGCACUCUUCCCCCAGUAGGUGAACUGUUCCAGUGCAGAUGGAGUCUGGAGUUGGGAUGUUUUGAAAUGAGUGACACCUGCACACACAGAACUGACCCACGCCGUUUGAGCUGAUCCAGAUCCUUCAAAGGGCUGCGUUAUCCACCUCCCUGCCCGUUUGGAUCAGCGUUGCCACCGCGGGGCAAAAGCUGUCACGUCCAUCUUUGUUCCGUCGAGACUGCCUGCUCUCUCUUUUGUGAAAAGGACAGGUCUGGUUUUGCAGGGAAUUGACAAUAUUAUGUGCAACUGCCCAGCUCGUCAGUCGCAGCGUAGAAAACGCACCGGAGGCUACAGUUAGUGCAGGACGCUGCAGCACAAUUGCUAACAGGAGCCAGGCCUUGUCGGCAGAGAACUCUUCGCUGCUCAGAGAUCUGCGCUGGUGGCGGAUUUGUUACCAGGCUGGGUUCAGGGGGUUAUUGUUAGUACACGGAGCCCUUGACAACUUGGGAGCGGUUUAUCUGUGAAAUCAUGUUCCCCCUUGACCGGCAGAAUUGUUACAGGUGUCACACAAUCCUCAUUGGGUGUUUGUAAGGACUCCCUUUUUAGUGUGCCAGCAUCUACACUUUGGAACUCCCUGCCUCAUGACAACAGGCAGUCUCCUUCAUUGUAAAAUACAUUUUAAUGUAUUUUUAAUCUUUUGUUGGAAGCCGCCCAGGGUGGCUGGGAAAACCCAGCCAGAUGGGCAGGAUAGAAAUAAUAAAUUAUUAUUGUUAUUGUUAUUGUUAUUGUUAUCAUUAUUACUCUUUUCCGUGCCUGCUAAAAACAUUUCCACUCAGUCUGUAAUUUUAACCUUUCAAAAGUCUUCAAACAUUGUUGUUGAUUCUCCUUAUUGGUGAUUUUUUUGUUUUGUCUUUAUUGUUUUUGCUUUCCAACCGAGUGGUGUAUAAUUCUUAUGAAAUAAAUGAAUAAACCUUCAAAAAUUAGGAAAUAUUCCCUGACAAAAUAGACCCUUCAUUUGAGUUCACAGGGCAAUCCCCGAAGCCAUCUUGACUCUCUUAAUGACCCCAAAUAUUUUCUCUGCAGCCAAAAAGACACACCUUGGAAAAACCUUUUCCGAUAGAGACCGGCUGAGUUCUUUUCACUUGCAAAUCCUUCAAAUCCUGUAAAUAGAUAAGCUUCUCCUGUGAAUGGGCAAUCCCUCUGCAAAACCUGUUAAAAGCAGAGCAGCCCUGUUGGAAAGAACAUCAUUGUGCAUGAAUGGGGAAUGUCCUUGACAAUGGAUUCAAAAGUGAAGGCAUUUGCUAUUCUUAAAUAAUAGCCCAGACUGUCAAGCAGAAAGCAAUCAGCAAGCAUUGUCAGAUAUCUUGAGAGACAGGGGACAAGUCCCUCUUUCAAAUUUCUGUGAUGCAUGUAUGUUGCUUGUGGGUGGCCUUUGGCUAAACCUAGGGGAUUUCUGGGACGCUGGUGUCGUUGUGGUCUAAACCACUGAGCCUAGGACUUGCCGAUCAGAAGGUCGGCGGUUUGAAUCCCUGCAACGGGGUGAGCUCCCAUUGCUCGGUCCCUGCUCCUGCCAACCUAGCAGUUCGAAAGCACGUCAAAGUGCAAGUAGAUAAAUAGGUACCGCUCCGGCAGGAAGGUAAACGGCGUUUCCGUGCGCUGCUCUGGUUCUCCAGAAGCGGCUUAGUCCUGCUGGCCACAUGACCCGGAAGCUGUACGCCAGCUCCCUUGGCCAAUAAAGCGAGAUGAGCGCCGCAGCCCCAAAGUCAGCCACGACUGGACCUAAUGGUCAGGGCUUACUUUACCUUUACCUUUAGGGGAUUUCUAAAGUCUUCAAAAGUUGUUGCACGCCUUUACUCUGGCUCCUCACCUUCUUGCCAGGGUCCGGGAGGAACUCUGUUGCAACAGGGGGGAAAAGGUUUUCCUUGCUUUCCUCAACUGCUUCCUGCCUCCACCCAUUGUUCCCUGCCUGAUAAUGAACUUAAGGGAUAGGGGGAGGGAGCUGGGCUGUAAAAGUUAACCCCAAAUUUCCAUAUAACAGAUUCAUUGUCAAAGGGAAUGGGCGGGGGGGGGGACAGGUGAGUCAUGAGGGAUGCUGAGGGCUGUGUGAGCCAUGGGAGAUUUCCAUCCCUGCUGCAUUCCAAGUGGGGCUUUGAGAGGAAUAAUAAUAAUAAUAAUAAUAAUAAUAAUAAUAAUAAUAUACAUUUAUACCCCGCCCAUCUUGCUGGAUUUCGCCAGCCACUCUGGGUGGCCUCCAACAAAAUAUUAAAAAUACAAUAAAAGCCAUCCCACAGUUGGGGAGCCAACGCAGAAAAGGCCUGUUCUGAUGGCGAUGGUGAUAACAAUACCCCGCCCAUCAGGCUGGGUUUCCACAGCCACUCUGGGUGGCUUACAGCAUAUAUAGGUCCGGUGGUGGCCGACUCCGGGGUUGCGGCGCUCAUCUCGCUUUAUUGGCUGAGGGAGCCGGUGUGCAGCUUCCAGGUCAACAUUAGGAAGAAUUUCCUGACAGUAAGAGCUGUUCGACAGUGGAAUUUGCUGCCAAGGAGUGUGGUGGAGUCUCCUUUGGAGGUCUUUAAGCAGAGGCUUGACAACCAUAUGUCAGGAGUGCUCUGAUGGUGUUUCCUGCUUGGCAGGGGGUUGGACUCGAUGGCCCUUGUGGUCUCUUCCAGCUCUAUGAUUCUAUGAUUCUAUGAUUCUAUGUGGCCAGCAUGACUAAGCUGCUUCUGGCGAACCAGAGCAGCGCAUGGAAACGCUGUUUACCUUCCCGCUGGAGCGGUACCUAUUUAUUUACUUGCACUUUGACGUGCUUUCGAACUGGCAGGAGCAGGGACCAAGCGACGGGAGCUCACCGCGUCGUGGGGAUUCGAACUGCUGAUCUUUUGAUCAUCAAGUCCUAUGCUCUGUGGUUUAACCCACAGCGCCACCCGUGUCCCACACAGCAUAUAUAAAAACCUAAUAAAGCAAAAACAUUAAGAACUUCCCUAAACAGGGCUGCCUUCAGAUGUCUUCUAAAAGUUACAUAGUUCUUUAUCUCCUUGACACCUGGAGGGAGGGCGUAUGGGCUCUGUGAUCCUUAGAUGAAGGGUGGUGUAUUAAGUAAUAAAAUUGAAAUGAAAUUAAAUUCUUACCUACGCAGGAGAUGUGGAAUGUGCCAGGGGAGGUGGGGGUGAGAAUUCAAUUUUGGAUGAGAAGAAGUUUUGGAGGGACAGAGAGCAGGCGGUGAAGCCGCUGAGCAGCCAGAGAAAUGGUGGGCGCUGCUCCUUACACAGACCGGCAGCAGCCAGAGGGUCAGCUGGACAUUGGAACAUGCAGCCCAGUAGCAAGGCAUUCCAGGGGGGUUGGACUAGAUGACCGUUGGGUGUCUCUUCCAACACUGCAAUUCUGGAAAGCUGCAAAGCUUCUGUCUCUGGAGGCUUAAGAGCAGUGAUGGGACAAACCAUGCAUCCUGCUGUAGUUGAAUCACAUGAAUACCUCUCUCUCUCUCUCUCCUCUCCCCUCCUCUCCUCCUCCUCCUCCUCCUCUUUUUCCUCCUCCUCCUCCUUCCUCUCCCCCUCCUCCCCCUCCCCCUCCUCCUCCUUCUCCUCCUCCUCCUUCUCUUCCUUCUUCUCCUUCUCUUUCUCUUUCUCUUUCUCCUCCUCCUCCUCCUUCUCCUUCUCCUCCUUCUUCUCUUUCUCCUCCUCCUCCUCCUCCUUCUCCUUUUCCUUCUCCUCCUCCUUCUUCUCUUUCUCCUCCUCCCCCUCCCCCUCCUCCUCCUUCUCCUCCUCCUCCUUCUCUUCCUUCUUCUCCUUCUCUUUCUCUUUCUCUUUCUCCUCCUCCUCCUCCUUCUCCUUCUCCUCCUUCUUCUCUUUCUCCUCCUCCUCCUCCUCCUUCUCCUUUUCCUUCUCCUCCUCCUUCUUCUCUUUCUCCUCCUCCUCCUCCUCCUCCUCCUCCUCUUCCUUCUCCUUCUUCUCCUUCUCCUCCUUCUCCUUCUUCUUCCUCUCCUCCUCCUCCUUCUCCUUCUCUCUCUUUUUCAGGGCAGUCGUCCUUCUGCUUGCCUCCACCCUCACCUUCUCUCUCUCUCUCUCUUGAAUCUUUUUGCGGUCUGGGCUUGCUGUUCCUCCAGUCAGUAGUCAGGAAGCCCUUACCCCAAAAAGUAUUUGCGAGGGAUCAAGUCGUCUCCGCAGGAAACCAAGGAGGACUGUGAUUGCAAAGGUAGGCAAAACUCAAGGCCACGUGGAUGUUUGCAGGCACGAGAGAGCAUUGGGAUGGGGGGGGGUGUCCCUUUGUGGAUCAGCAGCCCACCCCUCCCUUGGGGGAACAUGGAGCAGCAUGGAAUCAUGGAAUUGUGGAGCUGGAAGGGUCCUCUAGUCCAACCCCCUGCAGAACCUCCAUGGCUGAUGGCCAUCCAGCUUCUGCUUAAGAACCUCCAAGGAAGGAGAGUCCAUCGGACACAGGUCUCUGGGCACGGGAGGUGUUAUGUCACCUCUUUCAAUUUUAGUCCCUAUUUCUAAACUUUCAUCCAUCCAUAUCAAUCAGCAUAUGCACAUUUUAUGUAAAUCCACAUCUCCUUUUGCCCUAUGUCUUUGACAACUGCCAUUCCGACUGUGCAUUGCUCAGGCAAGUGAGCCAAGCUGUGUAAAAUAAAUCAUCUUGAUAAUCUGAUUUUUGGGGUGGGGGGUGGGGAAUAGGGAUAACACGGUUUCCUUUCCAGGCCUGACACUGCAGUCCAACAGUCCCUGAACACAAGGAAACCCCUGAGCCCACUGCAUCGCUCCAUCGCACAGUCUUUGGGGCAAAAUCUCCCUAGGACAUUGUCUACUCCAGUCCUACCCACUUGGAGCCUGUAGCUUUCUUGAAUGUGAAUGUUUGACAGCAGAAUGGACAACCUGGGAAGGCUCUUCUUCAUCUGAGGUUCUUAAGCAGAGGUUGGGUGACCAUCUGUCAGGUGUCCUUUAUCUGAGAUUCCUGCACUGUGGGGUCCCUGUUCUAUGAUUCUCUGUUUUGAAGUGAUGUUAUUAUUAAUAUUUUCUUGAGUAACAAUAGAACAUACUGAGUCUAUUUUCAAGUCGGUGAAUCAUUCAGACAUGACAACAGUCCUAUGAUUCAUUGAAGGUUUUAAAGAGAGGUCAGAUGGCCACCUGUCAGGGAUUUUUAGCAGCCAUUCCUGCACAGCGGGGGGCUGGACUAGAUGUCCUCUGGGGGUCCCUUCCAACUCUACACUUCCGCGAUGCUAAAUGGUGUGGGGUGUGAAACACAGAGCAGUCAAGUACAACAUUCCUAGAGUGGACAUAAAAGGGGAUGUCUGGACCAGCCAGUCGGAACUUCCUGUUUCCUCCUGGGCUGGGACAGACUUCCUCUGCAUGUGACUAGAGGUGGGCGUGGCCUCACCUGUGCAGGUAAUGACAAAAGCACAGGGCAGGGCAGCCCUCUCUCUCUCUCUCUGACUACAUGCAUCGAAGAAGCAACAUCUGCUUAGCCAAAGAUGCUCUUUUCCAGCCAAGAGAGGACAAAGGAACUUUCUCCUUAUGGGAUAGAUUCCAGGUGUAUAUAUUUUGUAACUUAAGUCUGCCUUCUGGGAUCCUUCUGUGAACAGAAUGUGAGUAAACUCUUUUAUAUACUUUGAUACAAGACUGUGUCGUAUCUAUUCUUUUAAGAGGGAGUAAAGGGGAAUUAUCAGGAAACUUAUUUUAGAGGCUUAAACAAGCCUAGCAAAGAUGUAAUAAUAAUAAUAAUAAUUUAUUAUUUAUACCCCGCCCAUCUAGCUGGGUUUUCCCAGCCACUCUGGGCAGCUCCCAAAAGAAUAUUAAAAUACAAUAGUCUAUUAAACAUUAAAAGCUUCCCUAAACAGGGCUGCCUUCAAAUGUCUUCUAAAAGUCUGGUAGUUGUUUUUCUCUGACAUCUGGUGGGAGGGCGUUCCACAGGGAGGGCGCCACCACCAAGAAGGCCCUCUGCCUGGUUCCCUGUAGGUUUGCUUCUUGCAAGGAGGGAACCGCCAGAAGGCCCUCGGCACUGGACCUCAGUGUCCGGGCGGAACGAUGGGGGUGGAGAUGCUCCUUCAGGUCUACUGGGUCCUUGAGGCCAUUUAGGGCUUUCAAGGUCAGCACCAACACUUUGAAUUGUGCUUGGAAACGUACUGGGAGCCAAUGUAGGUCUUUCAAGACCGGUGUUACGUGGUCUCGGAGGCCGCUCCCAGUCCCCAGUCUAGUUGCCACGUUUUUGAUUAGUUGUAGUUUCUGGGUCCGCUGCACAAGUUUAAAUAGGGGGAUGUUAAAUUAUAGAACUUGUUAACACAAGUUGGGAAGGAUAUAAUUAAACACUCUCCUGCCUCCCUGAACAUUCCCACCACUGGCUCUCCCUUGCCACCCUGCCUGCCUCCCCCACCCCCAGCAAGCCCCCUUCCCCCUCCCUUUCUGCUGACUCUUGUCUAGGGCAGGGCUCCAUCCCCCUACGGCCCCCUCCAAGGUCACCGUCCCAGCUGGCCUUUGCUCUCCCCCCUCCAGCCGGCUCUCCCCCCCCGCACACCGGUCUCUUCCCUGAGCAGCGCCAGCCUCUGGGCAGCUGAGAGUAAUUGGAUCUGGCGUUGUGGCGACAGGCAAGCUGGAGGACAGCGAAAGGGUUUCUCACCCUUCGGAGGGAGGAGAGUUGUGGCGUUUUUUGCACGGAAGGUAAUGCUUGACAAAUAGCUUGCCCUAGAAACUUCACAUUUGGUUUAUUCAUGUAUCCUCUAUGGGCACAAGUGCCUUUGACGAAGAGGGAUCCGGGAGGCCGGCUGGUGAAAACGGCAGAAGCUGCCACUCUCCCCCCCCCCACUUCGCCCCCCGCUCAGGCCAGAAGCACUGCAUGACUUUCAGGGAGCAAAAGGCAGGAAGCAGGGAGAGAUGGAGAGAUGGAGAGACUGUGUCCUUCUUUGCAGCGGCCAGGCACGCGUCCUGGACUGGCUGCACAGAAGGGGACACUGAGGCACAAGGAUGGGGGGGUGGCAGGAAGCCUGGGGCAAAAGCGUUUGCCCUGCAGGUACCCAGAGGGCAGGGUCCAAGCCAAGUCUCGUUCCAAGGAGCUUUUCUGUUCCAGGUGUGUAGAAUCAUUGAAUUGUUGAGUUGGUACCCAAGGGUCAUCUAGCCCAACCCCCUGAAAUGAAGGAACCACAACUAAAGCCUCCCUGACAGGUGGCCAUCCAACCUCUGCUCAAAAACCUCCACCACCUUCAGAGGGAGCCCGUUCCACCGCCAAGCAGCUCUUCCUGUCAGAACGUUCUUCCUAACUUUGAGCCAACAUCUCCUUUCUUGUAACUUGAAGCCAUGGGUUCGUGUCCUGCCCUACAGAGCAGGAGAUAACAAGCUUGCUCCAUCUUCCAUGAGAUAGCCCUUCGGAUAUAGGAAGGUGGCUCUCCUAUCUCCUCCUAGUCUUAUCCUUUCCAGGCUAAACAUCCCCAACCCCUCAACCGUUCCUCACAAGGAAUGGUUUCUAGACCCUCGAUCAUCCUGGUCCCCCUCCUCCUUCCACACACUUGAUCAUGACUCUAGACAGAAGAAGGCUCCUUUCUCCAAAUGGAGACAAUGGCACCAGUGGUUGCUAUUUGUGCUCAGUAACCAAAGGCACUAGGCCACUUUAUGCAGAUUUGGGUGUGCCCAGGCAGAUGAUAUUUUUUGUGCUUGUACUGCAGAAAGCUUGUUUUCUGCUGCUCCAGAAGAUAAGAUCCUAAACCAGCCUUUCUCAACCUGUGGGUCCCCAGAUGUUGUUGAACUACAACUCCCAUCACCCCUAGCUAGCAAGCUCAGGGGUGAUGGGAGUUGUAGUCCAACAACAUCUGGGGACCCACAGGUUGAGAACCGCUGUCCUAAACCAAUGGCUUCAAGUUCUGACCGGAAGGGGAUUCCGACUUUAACAUCUGGAUGACCCUCAGGAAUCCCUUCCAACUCCAUAAUUCAUGGGUAGGCAAACUAAGGUCCAUGGGCCAGAUCAGGCCCAAUUGCCUUCUGGAUCCGGCCCGCGGACGGUCCGGGAAUUGCUGCGUGGAUUGCCAGCAUGCACACGUUCUCUCCCCCUCCAUCGCACGGCAGUGCUGGCACCUCCUCCCUCCCUCCUCCUGGCUUCUCCCCGCCCUGCCUAGAGGAGGAAGGGGCUGGGUGUUGUUGGUGACAGCAGCAGCCACGGUCGGUUGGCUGAGUGCCAUUUUAAGCAGCCCCUUUCUGGAGCCCUUUCACACGCCGCUCAUCGUCCCUCUGUCACCACCACCAGCCCCUGCCGCUCACAAGACACAGGUAAGCAGCCACUGGGGCUCAUGGUGCUCUUGUAUCCCCCCCCAAUAUAUAGUCUGGCCCCCCACAAGGUCUGAGGGACAGUGGACCAGCCCCCUGCUGAAAAAGUUUGCUGAGCCCUGCCAUAAUUCUAUGAUUCUUUGAUUGCAGGAUUCUGGUGCUUGGGCCAUCCGAAUCGCUUGCCAGGAUCACCAGCGGUGGCGCCGAAACCUUUAUGAGCGACAGCGUGCCAGACUGUCACUUGUGCUCACGACAAAACAAGGGAGAGAGGAAACCCGUUUGCCAGAAGAUGGUGUCACCAGAGCAGGAUGAGCUGAAACAGCUGCUGGUGCUGAGAAGACUUUUGGAAAGCAGAAAGAGUUCAGGGGAGGGCGGGAGGCUCAGGGCAGAAAGAGGGGAGAGGGUGGUCCCAGGCUGAAUCGUGACUUCUCCAGUUUAAAAAGGAACCACAGGGAGUGGAGCUGUGGAAGACGGAGAGUCAUGGACCUUGGAGAAGCAUCACUGCCAAUCAGAGCAGAUGAUAAAGGACUGGAGGGAGCAUAAGAGACAUGCGCCUUGCCUUGCCCCCGUGAUUGAGAGAGUCCAGGGGUUCCCGACUAAAGAACUGUGGCAAGAGAAACUGAUGGACUAUGCAGAAUUGGUGAAACUGACACAUAAACUGCGUGACAAGGACAACUGUGACUUUAAAGAAGAAUGGGAACCUUUCACAAAGUACUUAAACAAACAACAAAACGAACUGGACUCCUUGGCAGGUUUUGAAUAAACAUACACAAAUUUAUUACUAACAACAUACACAUAGAUAAAUUAAGGUUCUUUGCAAUUUUAGAAUAUGCAGCUAAUUACAUGUAUUGAGAAACCAGAGAGAGGAACUGAGGGAAGUCGGGGGG
Molecule: messenger RNA, 34384 nt
Organism: Podarcis lilfordi (Lilford's wall lizard)
Lineage: Eukaryota; Metazoa; Chordata; Lepidosauria; Squamata; Lacertidae
Source: the annotation of a GenBank genome assembly